Messenger RNA from Setaria italica (foxtail millet), 1001 nucleotides. RefSeq names its product mugineic-acid 3-dioxygenase-like. NCBI's taxonomy places the organism in Eukaryota, Viridiplantae, Streptophyta, Magnoliopsida, Poales, Poaceae. The record is from RefSeq and is a predicted model, not a curated record.
GAACCAUAGCAUCUCUGAGCAGGCGAUGCGGGACAUGGAGGCGGUGUGCCACGAGUUCUUCCAGAUGCCCGCGGAGGACAAGGCUGAGUUUUACUCUGAAGACGAGAGCAUUCGCAACAGGCUCUUCUCGGGCUCCAGCUUCGAGACCCUCGGCGAGAAGUACUCUGACGUCCUCGAGCUCCUGUACCCCCUGCCCUCCGGCGACACCUCGGGCUGGCCCCACAAGCCGCAGAGGCUCAGGGAGGUUGUUGGGAACUACACUGGGCUGGCAAGAGGCCUGGCCAUGGAGAUCCUGCAGCUGCUGUGCGAGGGCCUGGGCCUCCGCCCCGACUUCUUCGUCGGCGACAUCAGCGGCGGCCGCGUCGUCGUCGACAUCAACUACUACCCGCCGUGCCCGGACCCGAGCAGGACGCUGGGCCUGCCGCCGCACUGCGACCGGGACCUCAUGACCAUCCUCCUCCCCGGCGCCGUCCCUGGCCUCGACAUCGCCUACAAGGGCGGCUGGAUCAAGGUCCUCCCCGUGCCAAACUCCAUCAUCAUCAACUUCGGCCUGCAGCUCGAGGUCGUCACCAACGGGUUGCUCAGGGGCGUGGAACACCGCGCCAGCACCAACUCUGUCCGCGUUCCGACGAACGAUUGCGUCGUCGGCCCCGCGGAAGAGUUCGUCAGCGAGGACAACCAUCCGCGCUACCGCACCCUCACCGUCGGCGAGUUCAAGCGCAAGCACAUCGUCGUCAACCUGGGGUCCUCCAUCAACCAGGUCGCCGACCUCGAGAACAUCCAGAAGGUGAUGUGAGAGCUAGCAGAACCGCAACAAGUUUUAUUUCCAUGUAUCAGUUACUACAUGAUCUAUCAGCUGAGAUGUACACAUGUGACCCCAUCGUACGGUCGCGUGCCGUGUUCGUGAUACGUACGAACCAAUAAAAGCCACAAGUGAUAAAUUAUAUAUUGGUGUUGUAACAGUGACGAAAGUGAGGGUGUUUGAACUAAAUAAACAAGAA